Messenger RNA from Aspergillus lentulus, 1182 nucleotides. Its product is annotated as S8 family peptidase. The record is from RefSeq and is a predicted model, not a curated record. Gene Ontology annotation, molecular function: serine-type endopeptidase activity. Gene Ontology annotation, biological process: proteolysis. NCBI's taxonomy places the organism in Eukaryota, Fungi, Ascomycota, Eurotiomycetes, Eurotiales, Aspergillaceae.
AUGGCCACUCAACAGAUCUUAACUACUGAACAAACUGCCGUGCCGGGUCGCUGGGUCGUUCGUGUCAAGCCCUAUCUGUCCCCUGAGCUAGUACAAAAGGAGCAUCUGUCCCUAUUGGCGGAGAAAACGGAAGACCCCACGACUCCAUUUAACGUGGAUAUUCUUCAGCAGUUUGACCUGGAUGAUUCAAAGGGAUACUCUGCAAAAUUCGAUGAUACAACCAAAGAAGAGUUGGAAAGGAUACCUCAUGUCUUGUCUAUUGAACCUGAGCAGCUAUACCGCCACUGCAAUGUCCAGCCAAACUCACCGUGGGGUAUCAGCCGCGUGUCUACGAGGGCCAAACUCAGCGGUCCUCCAUAUUCUUACACUUAUCGAGAUGAUGUCGCCGGCAGCGGCACUGUGGCAUAUGUAAUUGAUACUGGUAUCAAUGACAAACAUGUUGAAUUUGAGGGGAGGGCCAAAAAGGGCCCAAAGUUUGUGUCCGGCGAUAUCUCCAAUGAUGAGGAUGUACUCGGCCAUGGUACCCAUUGUGCGGGAACCAUAGCCAGUCGAGCCUAUGGCGUUGCGAAGAAGGCAAACGUUGUAGGCGUCAAGGUCUUUGGUGAUCGGACAGAAACUGCCCAGACAAGCGAUAUCAUCAAGGCCCUUGAGUGGGUUGUUAGUGAUGUCUCUGCGAGAGGUAUAGGCGGCCGUGCGGUGGUGAAUAUGAGUCUGGGGGGACCUCCUAGCGAAGCGCUCGAUGCUGCUGUUGCUUCAACUGUUCGUAAAGGGGUAGUUGUUUGCGUUGCAGCUGGGAACGGAGCGAAGGAGAUAAAUGAGUCCCCCGCACGCGAACCCCUUGCAAUUACUGUUGGAGCUACGGAUAUCAAUGAUCGAAUUGCCAGGUUCUCAGAUUAUGGAAAGUUUGUGGACAUUCUAGCUCCUGGUGUGGACAUUCUCUCUUGCUGGACAGGCGGCCCAACCAGCACUAAGACUAUCAGCGGUACAUCCAUGGCUACGCCUCAUGUCGCUGGUGUGGCCUGCUGUCUCCUCAGUGAUCCCUCCUUGGCUAGAGGUCAACUGGCCACCUAUGAUGUUAUGAGCAAAGUCCUCAUUCUUUCUGAUAAGAACAGAAUCACAGGGAUCGAUGCAAGAACUGUGAAUGCACUGGUACAUAAUACCACCAGUCCUACGGAUGCUUAA